AUGAUCGACGAGAUCAAGAACGACAGGAGAUUUGACUUUGGAGCCGCAGCAAGCGAUGACAACCACGCAUACAUCCCUGGAUUCGGCGCUCUUAUGCAUGAUCCUGUAAUGCCAAAGGUCAUCGGACGACACUUGACCAAGGCCUUGGUGCUUCCAGCAGCGCUUGGAGCAUCGGCUAAUCAACUACUCCAAGAAUGGCAUAUUCUAAACGUCAACGAGGAUAUUUCGACUAUUGUUUCACGCAUGUCCUCCCGAGUAUUUAUGGGCGAGGACCUUUGCCGAGACCAAGGAUGGAACAACGCCAGUGCUUACUACACUAGGAAGACAUUCAAGGCUAUGAUGAUUCUCUGCGUCAUUCCCCGGUGGCUGCGGCCGUACAUCCACUGGGUUCUUCCCCAAUGCCGAGAGGUUCGACGAGCAUUGGCUGCUGCCCGUAAGGAACUCAAUCCUCAUAUUGAGCGUCGAGAGAGAACCAAGGCUGAGGCUCUGGCAAGAGGUGAAGAACCUCCCUUCGAUGAUGCGAUUGAAUGGUUUGCUCAGUCAGGAUCUGAACUACCACCUGCUGAUUGCCAAAUUGCGCUGACCCUUGCUGCCAUUCACACGACCACGGAUUUACUAUCGCAAACAAUGGUUAAUAUCGCUACCUAUCCUGAAAUCUUCACAGCUUUGAGAGAAGAGAUCACCCGAGUUCUGUCAGAGCAAGGUCUAAAGAAGACGGCGUUGGCUGAUCUCAAGUUGAUGGACAGCUUCUUGAAAGAGACGCAACGAAUGAAGCCGAUUCUUAUAGGGUGGAGAAGAAGGGCUCUAGCAGACGUUACGCUCUCCAAUGGAAUGACGGUGAAAAAAGGUAACAAGGUUGUAGUCACGGCUAUUCACAUGUGGAGUGAUGGGAACUACAACAACGCCAAGACCUUUGACCCUUGCCGGUUUGUUCCAAAGGACAAGGAACAGAUGUCUUACUUGGUCAACACGAGUGCAAACCACCUUGGAUUUGGUCAUGGAACACACGCUUGUCCAGGACGCUGGUUUGCCUCCAAUGAAGUCAAGAUUGCACUUUGUCACCUACUUCUAAAGUACGAUUGGAAGCUUGUCGAUGGGAAAGUACCCGAGCCGGUGGCCUUUGGAAUGGCCUAUGUGGCUAAUCCGGAAGCAAAACUUCUUAUUCGAAGACGGAAGGAGGAGCUUGACUUGAGUAUGCUGGAGUAUUGA
This is a messenger RNA of Fusarium graminearum PH-1, 1209 nucleotides long. RefSeq lists its product as uncharacterized. Gene Ontology annotation, molecular function: heme binding; iron ion binding; oxidoreductase activity, acting on paired donors, with incorporation or reduction of molecular oxygen. Bases 1 to 1209 code for a protein of 402 amino acids. The record is from RefSeq and is a predicted model, not a curated record. Lineage: Eukaryota; Fungi; Ascomycota; Sordariomycetes; Hypocreales; Nectriaceae. The transcript is spliced from 4 exons.